AUGGGAUGCAUUCAAAAUAAGGCUCCAAGCGCAGAAAUUUCAAUAAUAAUUUUCAGUCCUCCACUUUCCAAUUCUCCACCAAAUGAAUUUACAUUAAAACCUUAUCAUAAUGACUUAUACCCUGCAGCUCGUUUGCCUACUAAUACUUCUGAUCAUACUUUUCAUACCAAAUUCAUUCAAAAUAAAGGACUUACUUGGUCCAUACAUAGUAAUAAUUAAUUAAGCAAAAAUAGAUAAGUAGGAGAUAAAUUAUAAACAGCCAUCUCAUGAUAGUUGCCCAUAAUUUUGA
This is a messenger RNA of Paramecium sonneborni, 289 nucleotides long. NCBI's taxonomy places the organism in Eukaryota, Ciliophora, Oligohymenophorea, Peniculida, Parameciidae. The record is from the annotation of a GenBank genome assembly.